CAAAAGUCAAAAUUUGAUUUUAGAUUAGCGCUUAUCUGUAGGUAAAAACUUUAAAAAGUAACAAAAAUAAAUAAGCUAUAUAAGGCCUAUUUAAUUAAUUAUGUCCGAAAAUGGAUCUGCUGGAGAGCAAAGUGAAGAUGGAGAAUUGGGUCAAAGCCCCGUUGAUCCUAAACAAAUGCCAGAACAAGAAACUGUAGAAUUAAGUGGUUCAGAGGAGGAAGAAGGCGAGGCUGUAGACUCACUAGAUAUUAAACCACCACAAGCUAAAUCAUCCUCUCAUGUCUCCUCAUCUAAGAGUAAAAAGAAAGAUCAAGAUAGGAGGAAGAAGUCUGAUCGCCAUAGGGAUGAAAGAUAUCUACAUAGAGAAAAACAUAGGGAGAAAUCAAGUCGUUCUUUAAAAGAUCGUGAACUUCAUCAAAGAGAAAAAGAUAGAUAUUAUAGAGAAAAACAUUUUGAACAGUCCAAUUAUGAUGGACAUUAUAGAGACAGGCAAGAGGACAAAGCAAGGAGCAGACAUUCUGAAAUGAAGAGACAUGAUGACAAAAAGCUAAGUAAGGACUUACGACACAAAGAUUCGGACAAACACAGUCGUGACUAUUAUGAUGAUUCCAAGAGAAGCAGAGCUGACAAAGCCUUGCACGAUUUCAGAGCACGAUUACUCAGUAAAAGAUCCAAUAAAGGUGAUGAUGAAGUUGGACAUUCUAGGCAUAAAUCUUCACAUAAAGAGAGAAAACACAAAUCUCGCAAUGUUGAUCCAUUGGGAGGCGAGGCAGGAAUAUUAGUUAAAGAAAUUAUUCAUAUCACCACUGAGGAUAAAAAGCAAAGAAAAGAUAAGGAUGAAUCAAAAAUGACCGAAGAGGAACGGGCUGAACAGGAACAGAGAAAGCAAAAAUUCAUGGAAGCAGAACGAGAAAUGGCCAGGUUAAAAGAGCAAUCCCGAAUGGAAAGAGAGCGUCGUCAUUUGGAGAAGGCAACUAAAAGGAAAUUAGACGAGGAUAUUUAUAGAAAGCGGCAAAAAUUAGAAGAUGCGGCUGUCAUAGUGUCUGACAAUUCAGAUUUGGAGCCAGAAGUUUAUCAACACAAGACAUACGAAAGUGAUCACAGUCCUGCUUAUGACAAGAGCCCUUCAGUUCAUAGCGAUUCCUCCAGGGACAGUUCACGGUCUAAAGGUGACGGUAGUCCAUAUUCCGAUAAGAGAUCAGUAACAAGAAGUCGAAGUAGAAGCCGAAGUCGUAGUCCAAGUAUCAGUAGAAGUGAAAGUGACAGAUCGAGGUCAAGAUCUGCUUCAGGUUCGAGGACGCCGAAGAGUGACGAUAACGACGAUGACAUGGAGAUGGAUAUGAAAGAUAAAGAUGACAAAGCGACAGAUAAGCCAAAACCGAAAGUUGAUGAGUCUUUACCACCAUAUCUUCCUGCUGUACAGGGUUGCAGAUCAGUCGAGGAAUUCCAGUGCCUAAAUAGAAUAGAAGAAGGAACAUAUGGUGUGGUGUAUAGAGCUAGAGAUAAAAGAACCGACGACAUUGUUGCCCUUAAAAGACUGAAGAUGGAAAAAGAAAAGGAAGGUUUUCCCAUAACAUCCUUGCGAGAGAUCAACACUCUUCUCAAAGGUCAACAUGCUAAUAUAGUCACAGUUCGAGAAAUAGUUGUUGGUAGCAACAUGGACAAGAUUUUCAUAGUUAUGGACUAUGUCGAACAUGACCUAAAAUCUUUAAUGGAAACUAUGAGGCAUAAGAAGCAACAUUUCAUGCCGGGAGAGAUAAAAUGCCUGCUGAGGCAACUACUUUUAGCUGUAGGUCAUCUUCACGACAAUUGGAUACUUCACAGAGAUUUAAAAACUUCCAAUUUGCUGCUGUCUCACAAAGGAAUUUUGAAAGUAGGAGAUUUUGGUUUGGCUAGAGAAUACGGAUCUCCUUUAAAAGCUUACACACCUAUAGUUGUUACUUUAUGGUACAGAGCACCAGAACUGCUGUUGUGUGCAAAGGAAUAUUCCACACCUAUCGAUCUUUGGUCAGUCGGAUGUAUUUUUGCUGAGUUACUCUUGAUGAAUGCUCUGUUUCCAGGAAAAUCUGAAGUCGAUCAGCUAAAUAGGAUAUUUAAAGAUUUAGGUACUCCAAACGAAAAGAUAUGGCCCGGCUUCAACCAACUACCCGCAGUUAAAAAAAUGAAAUUUAAUGAGUAUCCAGUAUCUAACCUUCGUGGAAAAUUUAAUACUCUCAGUGAAGUAGGUAUCGGACUUCUUAUCAAGUUCUUAACGUACGAUCCGAAAGAAAGAGUUACAGCCGAAGAUGGUUUAAAGCAUGCCUACUUUACCGAACCUCCGUUACCAAUUGACCCGGCAAUGUUCCCCACGUGGCCGGCCAAAAGCGAGCUAGGACACAAGAGGGCGUUGGCUGCUAGUCCAAAGCCACCGUCUGGCGGAGGAGAGUAUAAGAAAUUGGGAAGAGAUGGAGAUGAUGACGGGUAUGGUUUCCGGUUAGGAAUGGGAAUGGAUAAUAGGAGAGGAGGACCAGGGUUUAGCUUAAAGUUCUAAGAAUAAAAUAGUGUAUAAAGCAUAUUUUAAGUGUAUUUAUGGUAUUAUAAUAAGUAUAUAUUAAAGAGUUUCAUUAUCGUU
Messenger RNA from Diabrotica balteata, 2611 nucleotides. The record is from the annotation of a GenBank genome assembly. Lineage: Eukaryota; Metazoa; Arthropoda; Insecta; Coleoptera; Chrysomelidae.